Necator americanus (New World hookworm) is the source of this 417-nucleotide messenger RNA. RefSeq lists its product as uncharacterized. Lineage: Eukaryota; Metazoa; Nematoda; Chromadorea; Rhabditida; Ancylostomatidae. The record is from RefSeq and is a predicted model, not a curated record. Bases 1 to 417 code for a protein of 138 amino acids. The transcript has a single exon.
AUGGACAACAUCGACGAGGAAUAUGACCGGUUUGUUGAACACCUUCACGACUGCGCGAAGAAGGCCGAGAGUUUUAAAACCACCAAGAGACGCCUGUCUCUUGAACCUCUUGAGCUGAUACGCCAGAGUGGAGCAGCACGAGCCGCAGGGAACCAAGAACUCACGUCCGAGCUCGCAAGGCUUUGCAGAGAGGCGAUAAAGGAAGACCUUAAAGAGAGAAGAGCAGAAGUGCUGGCUGAAGCUGCAGAGGCGGGGAAAAGUAUCCGCUAUGCCCGUCGAGACUUCGCCAGUCGCAAGACGCUCUCCGAAACCCAAAGGGAACAGCCAUUGCAUCGAGAAGGGGGAUGGAGAAAAUCAUCUGCGACUUCUACUCUGAUCUCUUCAACAGCCAUGUCCACUUGCCUCCUCACCAUCUGA